GGUAUUUGUUGUGUUUAUGAUGUCAUUGUUGUGUGUGAGGUAGAUCCACUUAUGCUUAUAAUGAGGGCUACACCCACCAAAGGGGACAGAAAUGGAACCAUUUAUUUAAAGGUGACUUCAUGAUCGAACUAAAAAAAUUGUAACCACGACCUCAUUUCUUGCCUAAUAGAUCUUCUUUUUCUCUUUGUUAAACUGGUUUAUAAUAAUUAUUACAGCCAAAAAAUACCUUUUUUUUAUUAAAUUAGCCUGUUUAAUACAGAAAGAGGGCAUGCACCUAUAUAGGAGGCUACAAUAAAUUGAUUACCAUUACUCAAAAAGCAAAUAAGUGAAGAAGUGAAUAAUUUUUUGUGCCUCAAAUGUGGCACUUAUUCAAGGGUGCAGCCCAGUUGUCAGAAAGUUUUGAAGUAGACGACUGAGUUGUCAAAGUAAGCGGCCAGUCCAGGGAUAUUUUCUUUAAAAAAUGCAAUCUGUAAAGAAAUGCCAAACAGAGUAGCCAGCUGAUACUAACCAAGUAGGUGGCAAUUUUUGCCGGCAGCUGGUUACUUGGCUGUCACUUAUUUUAGGGAUGCAUUUUUUUGAAAGUUGGACACCACGAAGAAUUGUUUUAACUGGGAUAUUAGUAUGUUCCAUAUCACGCUAACAGAAAUAACUUCUUUUGAUUUUGAUUAUAUCGGGGCGGCGGUGCUUAUUCUGGGACAGCACUUAACUCUUUUGUCCCAAAUGCAGUGCUUAUUUGAGGGCAGUACAUAAUCAGGGGUGGUGUUUAUUUGGAAUAAAUAUGGUUUGGUGUUAAUAUCAAUGUUGAUUAAAAUUCUGACUUGUACAUUCUGACUGUAGGAGAAAAAGGCAGCCACUACAUGGCUGAAAGGCCUGAUUUUUAGACAAGUGGCUUUACUAGUCACUGGUAUCCUCCUUCUGCUAUGUCGAUGGCAAGUCAUGGGUUCUUCACCUCCAGUGUUCCAGGUCGUUGAUAAUCCGACAUCAUUUGAGAAGUCUCUUAUUAUGAGAGUGAGUACAGAAGAAUGCAUUCAGAAUAACAUUUACUGGAUGAAUCUUCAGUUAAUAUAUCUUCAGUUUAUUUAUUUUUGUUGCAGAAACUCAUUUUGCCAAAUUUUGAUUAUAGCACAGUUAUGAAAAUAUAAAUUAAGGCAUUAAUCCUUUUGACCUACAUCCCUCUUAAAUACAUAGGUCAGAGAGAUACAAAUUUACUGGUUUAAUUUCAUUAGUUUGGUGACUCAUUAGUUCACUAAUGUUAUUGUAAUUACAUUUAAGUGAAUCAACUGCAAUGGCUGUUUUAUUUUUCCACACACAGAUAAUUAAUUAUAACUAUCUCUAUGCCAUUAAUGCCUGGCUUCUCCUGUACCUCAAUGGCUUUGUUUUGAUUGGUCAAUGGGUUGUGUGCCAAUAAUCAACACGUAUAGUGAUCCACGUAUACUCUGCAUUGUUGCCCUGUGGACUGUGCUUCUCCUGCUUCUUGCAUACUGUUUAUGUGGGAGGAAUUUGCAAAUAAAACGGUAAGGUUCUUUUAGGGGCUAUUCACAGAAUACUUUACUGAUUAUGUUUUUAAAAUGAGUCCGUCCCAUCUAAAUAACUUUAUUACUCUGUAUUAUUAUUGUGUUUACUUAAUGAUACAAAGAUGAAAUUUCAUUCCUACACAAGCCAUUCUGGAAUGAGUUCAUUCCAGUUUUCAAUACAAAUUUAGUUCAUGUGGUGUGAUAUUUCAUUCUGGCAUUGUAUAAACUGAAUACAAACUUUGUUCUGAUUAGAAAUUUAAUAGCAGACCAUGUAGUUGCAAUGGGCCACCAGCACAUAUGUAUCACUUUCAAGUUUAUCUGGCACAAACACCAAGGGAGGGAGAAUGCCUUAAUUAACCUGAGCCAGUCAAUUUUCUGAUGUGAAUGCAAAGUGAAUUCUUGGACCAAUAUAAUAUCAACAUCUUGUUUUUUACUCAACUGUUCAACUUGUAGCUAUAGGUUGUUAUAAGUUUCACAUGCAUUUACUUAACAGUACUUUGGUCCUGUGGUUCUUGCUUUGUUCCUCUAAGCAGUAAUUGUCUAUGUGUUGGAAUAAUAGGCCUCCCAAGCAGACGUUCUUUUGGCUCGUGAUGCAGUCCUGAUCCCCAACAGUCAUGGGGCCCCGUCUGAACUAUCAAUGUGUGUGGGAGAGAUGGAAAAAUAAAGUGGUCUAUUAAAUUCUACAAACAAGAUCAUAGCAACUUCAAAUAAUACAGUCUUGCAAGAAUCAAUUUUCUGUGCUUGAUAACAGCAUGUACAUCUGCGACAUUGCGUUUACAGUUCAUUGCAUUAGCAUGAACAUUAAUGAUAGCCUUUUGAUUCAUCUGGAUCUGUUGUGUUUGACAAGAGAGAUUAUCUUCUUUUUUUCAGGAAUCUAACCAUGGGGCUUGCUCUCCUUAUUGUUCCAUUCCUUCCAGCGUCAAAUAUCUUCUUUACAGUUGGUUUUGUUGUAGCUGAAAGGGUGCUGUAUCUCUCCAGUAUUGGAUCCUGUCUGAUCACUGUUCUUGGAUUUGCCGCACUAAGCAAGAAAUACUUUGGAAAAAAGGUGAGCAGAAUGAUGUAUACCAGCGUAUAUUCACUUGCCACUCUUCAAAGACGUGUAAUAUGCUGGUUUAAAAUUAAGACUGCUUACAUGUACAUGUAUGUUAUUUAGGUGCCAUGCUGUUUUUAGCAAUUUGACUUGACCUUGUUGGAGGAAGUGAUUGUUUUUCUGCAGGGGAAACACUCCAUUAGGCAGAUUAUGGGUAGUAUUUAUCCUCUGAAUUACACUCAACAGAAGAGGAGCAAUAGGAAGGGAAGUGCCUAAGAGGCUGGUGGAGCCAAGAACUGCAGCUGAGUGUACCUUGUAACCAUGACAACCCUGUCAAGGGUAUCCACCCAGGCACCAUCACAUUGCUUACUGAUACAUGGAUUAACCCCUUAAGUCCCAAUAGUGACCAACAUCAAUUUUCCCCUAACGAUAUCCAUACGUUGUCAAGAGAAAUGGUUACAAGAAUUAAUGAAAUGAUCACCAAAGAGAAAAUGCUUUGAUCUUUUAUUAAACUCUCUCAACUUAUCUCUAAGGAAAUGUAUGAAAAUCAGUGUGGAAAAUUUGUAUGUGGAUAUUGGGGCUUAAAUGGUUAAAGGGUGGGCUGGGUACAGUAGGUAAACCGAGGACACCGAAACCUUCACCAGCAUAAGCAGUGUAUAAAAAUAUACAUGUGUCAGACCCACAGGGCACAGACGAGUUAUUUGUGACCUCAAUAAUAUUGUUGAUUGUAGUUAAAUUUUACAGUUGAUAGCGCACAUUAAUUGCCUUUGUCUUUAUACUGUGUAAUCAAGCAAACCGUCAUGUGAUCGUCUUACAAACCCGGUAAAAUAUUAUCCAAUGCUCCGGAAAACCACUGAAGGUAAUGACUGUGCACGAAUAAUAGCAGCUACACCGUAUGAUAUAAGAAAGAGACAAAUAGCUACUCUGCGCCCUGUGUAACACCCUGACAAGAAUUAAUUUGAUAUUUUCUGCUGCCCUACACCUGUAUAGGUAUUAGGAUUUACUGUUGGUGCACUGAUAGCUUUGUACAUGGCUCGAACAGUACAGGUAAGAAAAAUGACCCUUCAGCUAGUAGAGCCUCAGAUAAUCAUAUCCAAGGGGUGCCUGGAAUUAAGCCUGAUGUUAGAGUGAGGGUGUAUUAAAUUGCAUUGCAGUCUCUCUUUCAUCCAUGUUUUUACCAUCUAUUUCACCAUGUUAUAUAUCUGUACCAAGUUAUUACGUGCUCUACUUUGCUUCCUGUGCAGACGUUUCCAGGUUAGGUAACAGACUUGAGCCAAAUUCCUAAGAACGUCUCAAUAGGGGCCAAUUCUUGCCCUGCUUUAUAGAAACAACCGUUAGAUGUGAUGUAGAUUUCUUGGACUUUAACUCUUGGUCAUAUCCUUUUCCCCUCUGAUACUACUAUAAUACAGGCACCCCCCUGUCAAUAGAUACUGAGCUCAGGGUUCUCAUUAAGUUUUGAAGUAGACAGCUAGGAUGUAAAUGUAGAUGGCGUAGCAAUCAAGUUCUGUAGGUAAUUUCAAGCUUUCAAUCCUUCCUUUUACCCCUUUUCCCCAAAAAGGACAUGGCUCAAACCUCAAAAUAGUGGGUUUUUAAGCCAGUUGCCAGCACUUAAAGAGAACCCUGUGUGCUUAAAAAAUAUGAGCUUCUCCAUAAUACAGACACAUUGAUUUGUCCCUCUGGUGUUCGCCUGAAAACGUUCUUGGAGUUGUGGCUGUUUUUAUAUUGCCUUCUUCCUUUUUUCAGAGAUCCGCAGAGUGGGUUGAUGAAGACACUUUAUUCACUUCUGGACUCACUGUUUGUCCACUCAAUGCCAAGGUAAAUGAAAUGGCUGAAGGGAUGUUCUCUCGGUCAUGAUUGCAGCUAAACCUACAUGUGCAACUAGGUAUGUGCUGCCCUAAAGGGUAUGGUUUUUGCGCCUUUUUGGUCUGAAAACGCGUAUUCACUUUGCCCAUUUUGGUCUGGAAUCGGGUAUGGUCUCGAGAGAACUGGGGGAGUGUAUGAACGUAUUUAUCGUUUCAAUUCUAAAUAAGAAAGAAAGAAAAAUAUGCGAAUUCGAAAUGGAUUUAAAGAAUUUUUUGUUUACGCUCUAAUCUAAGUAGUGAUGACAUAAUUUUCUGCCUAAAGGACAGGUCUGAAAACGGGUGUGGAAAAUGACAUUUUUUGGUCUGAAAUAGGAUCAGGAUUUGGGAAACCGGGUGGCACACCCCCACCAAGAAUUCCCAGGGUACCCCCCCUCCCCCGGGUAAGUAGUGACCUCCGCCAGAAAAAGGAGGUUUGUCAGGGUGGAUACUGUCGGACCCUGUUGUGUCAGGACAAAAGGUCAAUCCUGUGCUAAAAUCUUUACUUAGGGCUGUUUCCCAUACACAAAAUGCUAAUCUUAAAAUUAUGACGAGGCACAAACCAUGGUAAUUUCUUUUGGGUGAUUUUCGCAGGCAUGUCAUUAAAACUUGAAAACAGACGACAGGAAACGGCUUUCAUGCCUUAAUGUAGUCUUAAACAACAAAACGGGACCUAGUUAAUUUUGGAAUUCAAUUGAUGCGAAAAACGUUUCUUAGCUUUUUUUCAAAAAGAAUAGAAAAUAGCAUGAACUAACCCAUGUUCCCUGUAACCACCUAUUCCUGGCAUUUUUACUUCGUUGCGUAUGGGAGAUUUCACUGUUGUUCUUUUGGACCUUAGUUUACUUAUGAUCAAUUUUGUCCCGUCAACAGGUUCACUACAACAUUGGCAAGCUGAGAGCUGAAAAAGGACAGGCAGUGAUUGCUGACAAGUUUUAUAGAGAAGCAAUCAGGUACCGUGUACAACUGAUAAACACUCAUUGUACUGGUUUAUUUCUUGAUAAUUGACGUCUAGUGAAAUGAUCUUUCUUCCCUGUACUUAAAUGAAGUUUCCUUUGAGUGGUUUUAACAAUAAAAAAAUAGCCUGCAGUUUUAUCCAAGCAUGAAAAGGUUUUGGGAACGGCCCUUGCCUGCGGAAGUUCCACAGGUAAUGUUUUAAAGAAAUAUUUAUUUCAGGCUGGACAUAUCCUAACGUACCGCAUAGAAUUGUCCAAAUACACAGGAUGUACUGUGAUUGAUUCUUGGAAGAGCUCGUUUUUCUUUUCCUUUCUUUUUGUUUUGUUUUGUUUGCAUUUUUUUUUCUCUACCCUAAUGGCUUUUUUCCAUUAAUUUCAUCCCUUGCUGCGCGAGGUUAUGCUAUUCGCGUAUUUCUAGUAAAUUUUUGUUGUUCUAAAGUAUGCAAGUUCUACGACAAUUAAUCACUACCUUCAACAGUGCAUGUCUGAAAAAAAAAGACUAGAAUGAUAUCAACUGAUUUUAAUUCCCUUAAAUGGCAGGUUAAACCCAACAUACGAUCAAGCUUUAAACAAUUUGGGAAACCUUAUCAAAGUAUGACGUCCUUGUACAGAAUGUUACAUAUAUUUUAUUUUUGACGCACAUGAGACAUUCAAUAACGGAGAGGCAGUAAACAUGUGAAUACUCCAAAAUAUGCGUACUUAGUUUUUGUGGCACUGAACAUUUUAAUAAAGAUUCCUUUCAAAAAUGAUCCUCUGACGAGAAGCAAGAUCACACCGAGCUCAUAUUUGUCAUUGUAAUGAUCGCUAAAAAGACCCCAUGGCGGACUUUUGCAUCGCAGUUCAAGUCAAUCGUAGGUGACUAUAGAAUAAAUUUUUUGGGAUACAAACCCUGCAAAAAUAAUUGAUUCUCUUGGUUUUUGAAUUUUUGGCCCCUUCCUAUUCGACCAAAAUGAAAUGAGAAGAAACGGAUGGAAAACUCAUCUAAAACCCGAAAAGCUACAAAUUUUCGAAGGCGAUCGACUUAUGUCAUUUUUUAAAAAGUUUUGUCAGGACUUCAACGGGAUUUGAAUCCGUGACCUUGCGAUACUGGUGCGAUGUUCUAACCAACUGGAGCUGGUCAAUUGUGUGUUCAAGAGAUGAAUGUGAUAGAUGUGUAUGAAAUAAAUCAUAUAAGAACUGCGAAAAUGAAAUCAAAUGAAGAGUGAUCCUCGCAGUUGUGACCGCAAUUUAUGCAAUUGCGUAAGAAGCCUGAAAAAAAUUCAGGACUUUUGGAACUUUGUAGAGCGCUCCAUAAUAAUCACGGUUUACUCGCGUUGCAUUUAGGAGAAAAAGGCUAUUUCUUGAAUUUAUUUUUUGGUUUUGCAAGACUGUCUGAAGUUGUAAUUUAUUAGUAGAUUUAAAAUCGGUUCGUUUUAAAAUUUUAGUGUAAAAGAAAUGUUUUUUUUUUAAGGAUGAUGGAAGAUACCUAGAAGCUGAAGCACUGCUAGAAAAAGCUGUAGAAAUAAGGUUAGUCUUUUUGCAAUAUUUUACUUAAGCGUUUUUCUCUCUAAUUUGAAGUCAUUUGAAGUUGUAAACGCAUUAGUGACCUUAACAUUUGUACUAACGGGGGAGGACAGGGGUUGGGAGAAUUAGGGGGCAGAAGGGGUACGAGAGGCGGGAGAGGAAAGAGUGGAAAGUGUGAGUUCUAGAGGGCGGGGAGGGGAAAAUAUGGGGAAAUUAUGCAACAAUACUCAAUAUUUCCUAAUCGAAAAAAGAGCUGGUGGGAGAAAGCCAAGAAAAAAAGUGGGGUGUGAGAUAACUUAUUAACGCAGCCAUUCUUGUGUACAGGAAUAACUUUGCGGCGGGCUGGAUGAACUUAGGCACCGUAAAGGCAGCAUUGCAUAAAGAAGAUGUGAGUUUGAUAGCUUUAUUCAUGUUUCCACAAAUGAUUGAUUACGAUUUGACCUUCCAGCGAGCUUUGUUUUUCUGUGUAACAACCGGAGAGCGGCCAGGCGAGCAGGUGGUGGUGAGCCAAUCUGGCAGAGAGUGAAUUAAGGGUAUACUCAAAUAGAACUUGUGCCUCGUCUUGUGCCAGUUUUUCCUAUUUCUUUCCUUUGAUUCUCUCUGCACGAUUAUUUCUUCCGCACAAUUUCGAACUCUCUGAUCCUACAAAAUUUGUUUCUUAGGAAGCCGAAAAAUGCUACAGCAACGCUAUAAAAUACAGACCAAGAUAUCCAGACGCUUUUUUCAACCUUGGAAAUCUGGUAAGAAAAAAAGGUCAAUAGUUUUUAAACGUUCAAAAUGCGUAGUGCAAGCAGUGCAGAUACAAUGAUCCUUUUACGUGAACCCUGGAUAGUUUCCCAUUCAUUGCUUUUUCAUGCGUAUUUAUACUGACCUUAAAAUCUUCUCCUCCAGUACAUCGAUCAAGACAAAACUGUAAAAGACAUUGCCGCAUUUAAAACAGCCAUCAAUUUAAAAAACGAUCAUGUGGGUGCCUGGAUGAAUCAUGCUCUGCUCUUAGAAAAGUCAGGUAAAUGUCUGCAAGGGGCCUUUUAACGGGUGGGGAGCAAGGAUUUUACGGCAACUGAGCGAUUUUUUGUGCUGAUUGGUCGAGAGCCAUGGUCGAUAACCGUCGAUAACGGACGGACCAUCAGAAUAAUUAUGGGGUUGGGGAGAGUGGAUGGGAAAUUUUCGAGCCACAUCAAUUUUUUUUCGUGAACAUUUCCCUUUGCUUGAAUUUUUUUUAGGCCAGUGCGGGAAUAUUUUUUGGGAGUACUCGGCCCGCAUGAAUUUUUUCAUAAGAUUUUCCCUGGCACAAAUAUAUUUUUAUGAUGCUUCACCAACCCCCCUUAAUAACUUUUCUAAUGGUGGGACGUCAUGGAAAUUACGUGACGGUGGCGCAAUUUGUUUUUCUCUUUCUCUUGCGCGCAAUUUGUGGAGAAUUAUUUAACGAGUGGACUUCAAAGACUCUUAAUGUUAUUGUACAAGACGAAUCGACAAUAAAUUUCCGUGGUCCAUACUCUUAUCGAUCACAGAAAUGACGCGAAAACCUUCAAAAAUUGGCAGUGAAAUCAUUUGCGUGAUGAUCGUGGUAUCACUUCAGUGCCGACCAUGAAAAUUUUUUUCGAUUUGUAUAAGGGAAGGGAGAAAAGAACUCACUUUUUUCGGAAAGCGAAAAAGAACUCAAGCAAACGUUUUCCUAGCGUAGGAGUAAAGAUUCAGCUUAGUUCAUGUUGGUUAGUGCCAGACCUUCUAUGCUAGAGGUCCUGAGUUCGAUUCCCAUUUAUGACUUCCGAUCCUUGUUUGACUUCUGUCCUCUCCGUGCAGGAACUGAAAUACCCGUAAAACUAAACGGAACACUGGUGUAGAGAGAGAGAGAGAGAGAGAGGUGUGGGAGGGAGGAAGCAACUGACAUAAAUUUUGGACCCAUUAAUCAGGGGCACCCAACGCGAAUAUAGUUCAAAACCACUUAAACAUAGCAUUGUUAAACGUAUUUUAGUAUUUAAAUGGCAGAUAUAGGCAUAUUUUAUCUCCUAAAAAUUUUUUAUCUGUUCGGAUUUCCUAGCUGAAAGUCUAGUGAUCCGAAAAUUAUAGGGAUCAAUACUUACCUUUUCGAAAAUUUCAGGUAGAAAAAAGGCUCCCGAAAAGUCUAGGCGACCCGUUAAAAAUGGGCAAUUAUACCAUUUUUUAGAUGUUCGAAAAUCCUAGGAGAGGCAGGCAAGCAAGAAAUUUUGCAAAAAAUGUUCCGAAAAUUCUAGAUCUCAAAUCGACUUCCGAACAGAUAUUUUCCGAAAAUUGACGUUGGGUAGCCCUGAUUAAUUACCCUCUUAACCCUUAAAGAAAACAGUAAAAUUAUUAUAAGGUGUGGGAAAACUAGCAAGGGUUAAACUACAGUCUUGAAAAACGUUUUUUGCAUAGUAGGGUAUUUUCAGUUAAUUAUUCCCCUCCUACACCUACUUAGAUCUUCAAAUGAGUCAGUCCCUUUUCUGGCGGAUCCCCAGUAACAAAACUCUCGCAAGCCUCCACCUCACCACACAAUCCUGGCCUUUUAGUUGGUCGCUCACCGCUAGGUAUACUAAAAAAAAUCUUGUGCGAAGAAACGUCUCUUGACAGGCGAGUUCAUUUUUAAGGUAACGCCUGGCUGGUUUCCCUUUCUAGGUAACAGAGAUGCGGCGAUAACAGUGAUCAGAGAGGCUAAAAGCCACAUUCCUAACGAGCCGUCAGUUCAUUUCAACCUUGCUAACAUGCUCGGACAGAAAGAUGAGUUUGUGGUAAGUGAUUCGCUACAGAAUUACACUAGGAUCAGACAAUUCAAAGACGCCGGUGAAGUGAAUUUUAGGUCUGGUUCUGUGUUCCCCGUAGAGGCUUCCACCGGUAUUUCAAGAAUAAAAUAAACAGGACAUGGGUAUAAUGGGAGGAGAAAAUAGGCGGGAAAUCGUCCCCCGCGCGCUUUCUUCCCCCGGGGAGGUCAAGUGGAGAGAGAAAAAGGAAAGAGAGGGGAGGGUGGAGACCAUAGGUUGGCAUCUGGUUAGAUCGCUGAUUAUUGACUGCUGCACACGAUGAAUGAUGGACACAUAUGUCUAUUUCUCAAUGUUCUCCCCAUAAAACUCUCCAAGGAAUCGAUUCUCUUUUUUUCAACAUGUCAAGGAAUAUUAAAUUGCAUUUAGUCAGUAUAGCCUGCGUCGCGGAUGUGAUCUAACCCCAGUUAGUAACCAGACUUAACCAGAGUUAAGUUAGACUGUUCACAGUCCCCUAUUUUCCCGUGAGAUCGUAGAGAUAUAGCGCGUCUUACAAUUAAUGGCGGCCAUCUUGAUUUGCAAAUGUACCGAGGGGGCGGGCGUCAGGGAUUAUAGCUCUUCCUCCCAAACCACCCCCGCCUGCUAAGUUGUUUUAACACUCAUGCAAGAUGGCAGCCCGUAACGCAAAGCGCUCGAUCUCGACAAUCUUACGGGAAAAUAGUGGACUGUGAACAGUCUAGAGUUACGUUUCGUCUGUGGCGCAGGGUAAAGUUAGGAACGCGAAACCCAAAGCGUAUUCAAGUUCGCUCAUCCUGUUAGCCUGCAUUUCUUUGCAUACUUGACGAAUAUUUAAUGAGUGAAAUUAAAGUAAAGUUGAAUAAAUAUUUGUUCUUUUGUAGGAGGCUGAGAAACACUUCCUAAUAGCUUUGAAGCUAAAACCUAAUUCUGCGGAAAUUUAUGGAAAUCUUGGUAAGAAUUCCUCGAACUUCCUAAUAGCUUUGAAGCUAAAACCUAAUUCUGCGGAAAUUUAUGGAAAUCUUGGUAAGAAUUCCUCGAUUUGUUACUCUUUCUGGUUAUUUUGCUGUAAAAAUGGUUCUAACUGGGGAUGAAAUCCUACAAUGUGACGUGACCAUUCAGAUAAAAGCUACUGAGCAGUUCUUUGCAGUCGGUGUCUUUAUUAUGAUGUUCAAGAUAAUACUAACUUCUGAGUCUCAGAGUUAAAUCCUAAAGUGUGACCAUUCAAAUGAAGUUUCUGAGCUUUGUUUUCCUGUUGUAGUGUUUAUUAUGCUUUAUUAUAUAGACACGAGUGUUUUACUGGAAAAUAUACCACUCGUGAAAUUCAUAAAAACUACAUUGGGACCCGAGUGGUUUAUUUUCCAUAAUCUCACACGUGAGGUUAUCGAUGACCUAAUUUUGAUAAUUUCCCUCUAUUAUUUUAUCGAUGUCAUUUUGUCUAUAUUAUAAUAAAAAGAACAUUACACGGCGGCUUGAAGGUAUGAAUUUUAUUUUCUCGUGGCCAAAACAAUAUUUUACUCACUCGCUGCGCUCGUUCGUAAAAUAUCGUUUUGCCACUAAAAUAAAAAAAAAAAUUCAUAUCUUCGUGCCACCGUGUAAUAUCCUCCAUGUAUAGGUCGAUUUAACCUGCGAUAAGGCGGUCCUUCUUUUUUUUACUUUUACCUGUCCACCGAAUUUCGUGCUUCCCCGAAAAAAAGGAGGCCUGAUCGAAGCUUAAGGUCGAUUAUAAAGUGUAACCAUUGAAGCAAACGCUUCUGAGCAUGUUCUUUACUGGACAAAGUUUAUUAUGCUUUUCAAGUAGUUUAAAGUAAUAACUAAUAGUAAUUAAAAAGCUAGUUGUACCGUUCGGAUUAUCUAUUGUUGCUUUUAAGUAACUUGCAUCUGUGCCUAAACGCAGUCUCAAAUUAAUUCUAAGAUGUAACGCUAUCGCUUUUGUUUACUUGACAGGAGUAUUAUAUCACAGGUGGGGGAAACACGAGCAAGCCGGUAUAUACUACAGAAAGGCUCUGAAGCUGGAUCCGCGAAGUGAAAAUGUCCACGAGAACUUAAAAAAGCUAAAAAGAACUACACGGCAGGUCUCCAGUGACAGGCCAAAAUAGAGAGUAAAAAUGAUGGAAAUAUUUUUACGACGAUGUAUAUAGUUUUAAUAAUAAUUAAUAAUAAGAAGAAAAGCCGGGAGGAACAAACAAGUUACAUUGUACGAAAAAGAAACGUUGUAAAAAGAAACAUUCGAUACUUUUCGAUUGAAUAAGCACUUUUAAUCCUGUUAUUUUUUAAGGUUUACAUUAGGGUGGAUAUUUAAAUUUUUUCCUCAGCGCGUUUGCUCCAUACCUAAUAUUUUUUGGCAUAAAGUGCUAUUUUAUUUAAGUGCUUUUUCGAAUAAAUUGAAGUAAACAAGUUGCUAAGGCGCGAAGCGUUUUCAGCGAUAAGAAGCUCGUUAUUUUG
Messenger RNA from Porites lobata, 12012 nucleotides. The record is from the annotation of a GenBank genome assembly. Lineage: Eukaryota; Metazoa; Cnidaria; Anthozoa; Scleractinia; Poritidae.